Messenger RNA from Paralichthys olivaceus (Japanese flounder), 1467 nucleotides. RefSeq names its product atonal bHLH transcription factor 1c (gene atoh1c). Gene Ontology annotation, biological process: sensory organ development; positive regulation of transcription by RNA polymerase II; axon development. Lineage: Eukaryota; Metazoa; Chordata; Actinopteri; Pleuronectiformes; Paralichthyidae. The record is from RefSeq and is a predicted model, not a curated record. Gene Ontology annotation, molecular function: E-box binding; DNA-binding transcription factor activity, RNA polymerase II-specific; protein dimerization activity. Gene Ontology annotation, cellular component: nucleus.
GAGUUUCCCACUGAACUGAUCGACUUUGGUCUCUGGGGAAAGUUGACUGAGUGAAAGCGAUGUCGCCGCGUAAAAGCCUGUUUGCUCCGUUCAUCGCGGUGGAUCCGGAGGCAGGGUCCGGCCCCGCAGCCCCGGCGGCUCUCCACGCCGACAUCCACGCUCUGCUGCAGCGGAGCCGAGCGCAGGAGCGAGCGGGCGCAGAGCGCACCAGAGGCGCCUGCGACCGCAGAGAGUCUCCGUGCGCCAUCGUGGAGCUGCGGCUCGGACCCGCCGGCGGCGCGCUGCACUACCUCCAGCCGGACAAGUGCGCACUGGAGCGGGCGCAGAGAAGGCGACGACUCGCUGCUAAUGCCCGGGAGAGGAGGAGGAUGCUGGGGUUAAAUGUCGCCUUCGACCGUCUCCGGAGCGUCAUCCCCAACCUGGAGAGCGAGAAGAAGCUCUCCAAAUCUGAGACUCUCCAAAUGGCGCAGAUUUACAUCGCCACCCUCAACGAGCUCCUGCAGGAGGGCGCCUGCGAGGAACCAGCACCCAGCCGCACCCCGCGGCCCCCGGGGGCCACGCUACCUUCUCACGGGACAACGGUGCUGGCGAGGGACCCAUCGGGGCCCGUGAGGGACUUUCACAACGGGAAGAGCAGCGGAGGCCCGGUGCGCACAGAGCAGCUCUGAUGGGGACACGAGGGACCAAGAGACAUUUAAAGACUCGAUGAAUGUUUAAACACGUUUCUAACGCGCUGUUUGUAAUGACUUCUGGACAAAGCUCUGUCUGUAAUGUUUUAUUUGACAUGUUUUGAAGCCUUGUGUCUAAAACUUGAAAUAUAUUUUUGCAGAAAACAAAUAUUAUUGUGCAACAUGUUUUUUCCCCCAAUAACCAAACAGGUCGCACUUGAGUCGUGACUGUGAGAAACAAAACUAAUUGAAGUUUUUCAAUUAUCUGAAAAAAAAAAUGAAAAACGUAUUUUCCACCCAAACUAAAUAAUUUUCUUUAAACCUUCGAGCAGAAGAUUCUUUGAGAAAUGAUCUUCACCAACAACAGAGCAAGUAGAACGAGCAGGAAGUACUGAAAGUAGCAAUUUUUAUUACUUUAAAAUUAUGUACAUGGUAACCAAAGACAUCAGGCUGCAAGUGGGUACAAAGAAGUUUUCCUGCAGUGGGCUUGUUCAGCUCUGUCUCCAAAACAACAACACGACUGGGAGAAAGGCUUUAGAAAAUGAAAAAUAGAGUCAGAUUCAGAAAAGUAGAGUCUACCGGUCUAAAUUUUAAAUUGAAUCCCCUCACCCCACCACCCUCCCUCCCCCCAUUUACCCAUCAGUCUCUCCUCCUACACGAGGAAACAAAUCUAUGUACAGGAACUAUUUACAAAAAGCUCUUCCAUUCAUUCUUCCAGACGUCUGUGAAUAAAGCUCUUGUAAACUUAAGGGAGUGUGAGGGUUAAACUGUGUGUGUGUGUGUGUGUGUGUGUGUGUGU